AUGGCAGUUUCCAAAGACAUCGUCUGGGUUGGGGGCACGAUCUCUUGCCCCAAAAUUUUGUUUCCGGGAGCGACGGUCCAUAACCUUGCAGACAGCAUGGAGCAGGCUCGCCUCUUGCAGCGGGCGCGCAUCAACAGUUCCUUCACAAAGGUGACGGUUGCGGAUGGCCUGAGGGUGACGAGCGGUGAGUGUGUCGUGAUGGGCAUUGUGGGCAGCAAAGUCCUUCAGCGGCAUGUUCAGCAAGCCAUGUCAAUCCAGAGUUGCAAGGGCAUGGGCUUCCUAGUUGGCGACGUGCCUAAGACGGACUUUCUCCAAGAAAUCCCAGGAUGGACAUACGCCCUGCGAGAGCUCCACUACAGCCAGUUUGGUGAAGGUCAUUCACACGAGGGUUGCGCAGUGCUUCUUGUCCUCGUGAAGGGCAAUGUCGAAGGGUUGGCAACCCGGCUGGCGUCGCUGUGCGGGGAAGGUAUGAGCCAGCGCACGUGCCCCUGCAGCGCCUGUCCGGAUCCAGAUGGCCCACGGUCCACCAUGAGCUUGGUGUCGACGCCGUCGGACGAGAAGAUGAAGGAUGCUGUGGAUCUGCUGCGCCAGGGCGCGCCCGAAGGCCCGCACUACAUCGACUCGAGCCGCAAGCGCCGUAAGAUUUCGACAACGCCCUUGAUGACAACUCGAUCGUCCAGGAACCUUGUUCUGCUCAACGGCGAUGUGUACGUGCUGGGCGUGAAUGAGGCACUCAUGUCCUUGGGAUGGUGCGAUGAUGUGAAUCUCCACUUGCUAGGCAGUCUCGCAACCCAGCAAUCAGUAAUCAGUGGUCUGUUGCCAAAGGCGCUUGUCAGGGCAGCUUGCGAAGCAACGCUGAAGGUAACUCACAGCAUGUGA
Messenger RNA from Symbiodinium natans, 879 nucleotides. Lineage: Eukaryota; Dinophyceae; Suessiales; Symbiodiniaceae. The record is from the annotation of a GenBank genome assembly.